ACUUUUUGCCCGCCCAAGUGAGCCAUAGAACCAUUGCCCCGAGUCGCCGGUCCCUUUAAGAAGACUCGGUCUUCCCCAAUGGGCUCCAGCGGCGCCCGCAGCAAAAGGCAAACUUGCCUGGCUCAUUGGUGGUGGGGGAAAUGCCGCGUCGGGUGGGAGCUGAGAGAGCGCCAGAGUGCGCUGCAGGCUCCUUUCCCCUUCCCCUUUCCUUAACCCUUCCGGGAGCGGGGAGCGGGGGAACCGGGUCGUGCUGCAGCGCUCCUGAGGAGCCGGGGCGCUGACUGCCCUGGGCUCCCGAAACUUUGCGCGGAGCGUGGGUUGACUAGGUUGAGAAGAGCAGGUGGGCUGGCCUGGGAGGGGCGGGAGGAAGACCCACUCGUCGGUACCCCAGGUCUCUCGCCCGGGCGUUAGGAAUGCGGGGGUGCAGCAGCAGCAGAGGAGCUGUCCCUUCAGCACCACGGACCUAAAGCCUGGUCGUUAGGAAGGCGGGGGCGGGGCAACAGGCCGGGAGCUGUCCCUUCAGCACCGCGGACCUUUGCCCCUCGAUGAAACCUCUCGGCCCCCGCCCCAGGACUGUCUUUUCUCCAGUUUGAGCGGGGGUGUCGGGAGCAGGCGGUGAGCUUUCCUGGGAGGCUGGGGAAGCAAUGAACACUCUUCUCAGCGACUCGCCUCCCAGCAGUGCUAUUUUUUGCCAUCCGCCCUCACCCCCAGCACACGCGCUCGCACACGCACGCACGCACACACACACACACACACACACACACACACACACACACACACACACACACACACAGUCCUCUCUGGAUUUCUUUGCCUUGAGUCUCCCGGGGCUGUGAGGAGCCAGGCGCAUCUCAGAUCGAGCUGGCAGCUCCAGGCUCCAGAGCCAUGCCCUGCACGGACCCUCAUCCUUACCAAGCUCCCGAGGAAUGAAAGGAAUCCAGGGACCCUCAGAAGGCAGCAGUGAUGUGGACAAACCCCCUGGAGCCUGCACCCUUCCGAGGGCCAUAGGCGACCCAGGGAACUGGAGAGAGCUCCAGACAGGAAAGCCCAGCUUUCCCAAAGUCCCUGUGGAUGCCGACAAAAGGAGACCCGAAUUUUUGGAAGAGCCUGUCCUAGGUUAUCCAGCUGCAGAGUGAUUUUUUCCCUCUGGCAUUGAAUCUCCCUCUCCAACGCCCAGCCGUCCAGAGUACCAUGAAGAAUUAUGAGGAUGUGUGACAGAGGAGUCCAGAUGUUGAUCACUACUGUGGGAGCCUUCGCAGCUUUUAGUUUAAUGACCAUUGCAGUGGGCACGGACUACUGGUUAUAUUCCAGAGGUGUGUGCAGGACUAAAUCUACAAGUGAUAAUGAAACCAGCAGGAAGAAUGAAGAAGUAAUGACCCAUUCCGGGCUGUGGAGGACCUGCUGCCUAGAAGGGACUUUCCGAGGCGUGUGCAAGAAAAUUGAUCACUUCCCCGAAGAUGCUGACUACGAACAGGAUACAGCUGAGUAUCUCCUGCGGGCUGUGAGGGCCUCCAGCGUCUUCCCCAUCCUCAGCGUCACGCUGCUCUUCUUCGGCGGGCUCUGCGUGGCAGCCAGCGAGUUCCACCGCAGCAGACACAACGUCAUCCUCAGCGCGGGGAUCUUUUUUGUCUCUGCAGGGUUAAGCAACAUCAUCGGCAUCAUAGUUUAUAUAUCAGCCAAUGCUGGAGACCCUGGGCAGCGUGACUCCAAAAAGAGCUACUCCUAUGGCUGGUCCUUUUACUUCGGAGCCUUCUCUUUCAUCAUCGCGGAAAUUGUGGGGGUCGUCGCUGUGCACAUCUAUAUCGAAAAGCAUCAGCAGUUACGUGCCAAAUCCCACUCGGAGCUCCUGAAGAAAUCGACCUUCGCUCGCCUUCCACCCUACAGGUAUAGAUUUCGGAGGCGGUCGAGUUCCCGCUCCACGGAACCCAGAUCCCGAGACCUGUCCCCCAUCAGCAAAGGCUUCCACACCAUCCCUUCUACUGACAUCUCAAUGUUCACCCUGUCCCGGGACCCCUCAAAGAUCACCAUGGGGACUCUCCUCAACUCUGACCGGGACCACGCUUUUCUACAGUUCCACAACUCCACGCCCAAAGAGUUCAAAGAGUCGUUGCAUAAUAAUCCGGCCAACAGGCGCACCACGCCCGUCUGAACUGACCUCGGCCCUCUGCCCUCCGCCCCAGCACAGCCCGAGGGGAAGUGGACAGAGGAGCCUCUGAGGUUGCAUGGCAUGGUCCUCGUGAUGGUAUUACUUUUUACAAAGAAUGAAACCAAAUGGACUCAGCCCUCUCCCACACUUCGCCCCUCCCUCUCCAGGUCCUAACCGGUCCAUCCCUUCCCCCACUUUUCAAGCCAAUCCCAUGAUGUCGUUUCUCUCUGUGUGUAUCUGUGACGGAUGUUUUCCUCUCUUCCUUCUUUACUGGAAGGACCUCCUCAUUCUUCCCUCCUUGGAAGAGGACUUUACUCAAAGUCACGGGUGGUGGCUGGGUUGGGGGGUGUCGGGGUCUCCAAAUCCCCAGGUGUGUGCACAGGUGUCCCCAUUGUCCACUCAUGCACAUCCUCAGGCCACUUAACCGCCCAGGUGGCCCAGAGGGAGGCAUUCACCUUUCCGUGUUAGAAUAACAUGACCAGAAAUCAAAGAUGUCAGAGCCCCGAAGCAGCUAAUGUAAUAAGCACUCAUGUAUUAAAGGUUUUGCCUUGUUGUAACUCACA
Molecule: messenger RNA, 2709 nt
Organism: Capra hircus (goat)
Lineage: Eukaryota; Metazoa; Chordata; Mammalia; Artiodactyla; Bovidae
Gene: CACNG3
Product: calcium voltage-gated channel auxiliary subunit gamma 3
Exons: 4
Coding region: 1202-2149 (315 amino acids)
Biological process (GO): transmission of nerve impulse; postsynaptic neurotransmitter receptor diffusion trapping; positive regulation of synaptic transmission, glutamatergic
Cellular component (GO): postsynaptic density membrane; AMPA glutamate receptor complex
Molecular function (GO): channel regulator activity; voltage-gated calcium channel activity
Source: RefSeq, a predicted model, not a curated record